AUGGCACCUCUACAAAAUGGCUAUACAAACGGCUCAUCUACAGAGCAAAAUGCCAUUUCGUCUGGCUACCGCUUCUCUGAUAUUCCCUCCGCCAUCGACAUCCCCGCCUCCACCUUCGACAGCGAAGUCGAGAUAAGCCUCGAAGAGCUCCCCGACGACCCCACCGAACUCUGCACCCUCCUCGACAACGAAAAAGCCGCAAAGAACUUUUGGGUCAUCAUCGCACUCGCAUACGCGAAGCAAAACCAAAUUGACCAUGCCAUUGACAUUCUCAAUCGUGGUCUCUCGUCCCUCGCCCAGGGAAUGACCAAGGAGAAGCUCGGCCUGCUGGGUUGGAUCUGUUGGCUAUACAUGCUGAAAGCCAGGCAGGCUCCUCGUGUGGCCCUGGAGGGCCAGCUGGUGUCUGAAGCAAAAACUAAGGAUUUCUACCUCCAAGCUGCUACGUCGAUUCUCAACGAGGCGUCGCGGCUAAAUCCCGCGUUUCCGCCUCUGUUUCUCGCACGGGGAGUUUUGUCGUUAUUGCGCGCCUCGUUACAUCCUCCCGCAAGGGCUAUUAGGCCCGGGACGGUAGAUACUUCGGAACGAGUAGAGUCCUUGCGGCAGGCGUUGAAAUGCUUCGAUGAGUCGGCUAAGGCUUUCGGGAACAGAAAUGUUAUGGCUAUACUUGGUCGGGCGAGGGCGCAUUAUAUGCUGGGUAGAUAUGCAGAGGCGCUGGAAGGUUACCAGGAGGUUCUGAUGAAGAUGCCUAAUAUGAGAGAUCCGGAUCCUCGAAUUGGUAUUGGAUGCUGUCUGUGGCAGCUGGAUUUUAAGGAGCAGGCCAAAUCAGCUUGGACUCGUGCUUUGGCUUUGAAUCCUGAAUCUAAGGCUGCGAAUAUCCUUCUUGGAGCUUACUAUCUCUAUGAUAGCUCUCGUCAUGCAACUAACGACCCGUCCUUCGGGUCCAUAUACAAGUUAGCCAUGACGCAGUACACGCAGAAGGCAUAUAAACUGGACAAGGAAUAUCCCAUAACCUGUGCCAUGUUUGGCGGCUAUUUCCUCCUCCGCAAACACUUCCCAACCGUCGAAGCCCUUGCCCGCAAGGCGAUCGAACUCACCGAUGUCAACGCGAUUGCUAGUGAUGGAUGGUAUCUACUGGCUCGCAAAGAGCACUUUGAGGGAGAAGCUUCCAAAGCCAACGAAUAUUACAGCAGGUCAGAUCAGGCCAGGGGUGGUAGUGACAAGGGGUAUCUUCCCGCCAAAUUUGGCGCUGUCCAGAUGCAAGUUCAAACUGGGGACUACGAUGGGGCCAAGUUCCGAUUGGAGAAGAUCAUUCAGCAAACGAAGAAUCCGGAAUCAAUGACACUUCUUGGUGCACUUCUUGCGGAGGAAGUGUUUGCAGCUGAAGCAAGUCCGCUCAAGGAAGACAAGUCAGCUGAGCUGAGGAAAGCUAUUAGCCUUCUCGAGUCUGUUCGUGCAUCAUGGAAGGACGAGAAGAAAAGGCUCUCGCCUGAUGAAUCCGUUCUGCUCUACCUUGCACGGCUUUACGAGAACAAUGCGCCGGAUAAGAGCAUGCAGUGUCUGCAACAGGUGGAACAGAUGCAGCUUGGUCAGAUCCCGGAUACGGAUCGUCCCGAGGAUAUCGACGAUGAAGAAACAAUGACAAACCUGCUUCGGGAGAAUCUGUCUCCUCAAUUGCUGAACAAUAUGGGCUGCUUCUUGUAUCAUGCUGAGAAGGUUGAGCAGGCACGCCAUAUGUUCCAGACCGCACUGAAUGCAUGUGUGAAGUCACGAGAGAAAGACGAUACAACCGACACAGACGCACUUGUCACGACGAUCAGUUAUAACCUUGCUAGAACUUACGAAGCGGCGUCUAUGCCCGAUGAAGCUAAGAAGGUGUACGAAGGUCUGCUAGAGCGGCACAAUGAUUACACUGAAGCCAAUGCGCGACUGACCUACAUCGCACUGCGCCAAAGUCCUACCGACGAAGGGCCCAAGAAAAUGGCCAAAUUGUAUGAACUGGAAUCGACCAAUCUCGAAGUCCGCGCCCUGUUUGGCUGGUACCUCAGCAAAUCGAAGAGGCGGGUAACAAAUAUUGCCGAGGACCAUGAACAGCGACACUACAAACAUACGCUGCAAGGUUAUGAUAAACACGAUAGGUAUUCUCUUACGGGGAUGGGUAACAUCUACCUCCUUGCCGCUCGGGAUAUGAGACGAGAUACCGAGCAGGACAAGGAGAAGCGGAGGAAAAUGUAUGAGAAGGCUGUGGAGUUCUUUGAUAAGGCGUUGCAGCUUGAUCCGAAGAAUGCUUAUGCGGCACAGGGCAUUGCGAUUGCGCUUGUUGAUGAUAGGAAGGACUAUACGACUGCGGUGCAGAUCUUUACGCGUGUCCGGGACACAUUAAGGGAUGCGAGUGUUUAUCUCAACCUUGGACACGUGUAUGCUGAGCUGAGGCAGUUUACUAGGUCCAUUGAGAACUACGAGGCCGCGCUCUCCAAGGACAGACAACACGAUACCCAGAUCUUGGCUUGCCUAGGUCGUGUCUGGCUCUUGAAAGGAAUGCAAGAAAAGAGCCUGGCCGCGAUGAACACCGCUCUGGAUUGCACACAGCGCGCUCGCGCCAUCGCCCCCGAGCAAAUUCAUCUCGAGUUCAACGUCGCUUUCGUCCAAAACCAGAUCGCCUUACUUGUCAUAUCCCUCCCAGAAACGCAAAAGACUCUCCGAGACGUCCAAGCCGCAUCCAAAGGUCUAGAUGAGGCGAUCAGCACGUUCACCCAAAUCUCCAAGGCCAAGAAACCACCCUACCCCCGUGGCGCCCUGGAGCAACGGGCGAAUAUGGGCAGAAAUACCAUGCGGAGAAAGCUCGAGCGGACCCUCCAGAGCCAGAAGGAGUAUGAAGAGAAGAACGCGACGAAGCUGCAGCAGGCCCGGGAAGCGCGGGAGGCUGAGUUGAGGCGGCGUGAGGAGGAGAAGCGGAAGGCGGAAGAGGUUGAGAGAGAGCGGAAGCGGCAGAUUGCUGAGGAUCGACAGCGGUUGAUUGAGGAGGCGCAGCGGCUUGCGGCCAUACGUGCUGAGGAGGAGAAGGCGAGGGAGGAAGCGGAGUAUACUACCGAUUCCGAAACGGGGGAUAAGGUGAAGAGGAAGAAGAGGGCGGCUAUCAUUAAGAGGAAGAAGAAGGAUGGUGAUGAUGGUGCUGCUGACGGCGGCGGCGGCGGCGGUGGGAGGAAGUCGAAGGAUCGGAGUACGGGUCCGGAGAGUGUGGUGGAUUCUGAUGCGGAGGAUCAGCCGGCACCGCGCAAGCGGAGACGACUGGAGAGACGGUCUGUGGUUAGGUCCAGUAAGUAUAAGAGUAGUGAGAUUGUUGUUGAGUCGGAGAGUGAGGAGGGAGAAGGUGGGGACGGUGAUCGAGCCAGGUCUGCCAAUGGGGGGCCUGGGGACGCCGGCUCUUCUUCUGAAGUUGAGGAUAGGGAUGAGGAUAUGCGCGAUGUUGCUGCUAGUGAUGGGGAAGACGAGGAUGAGGAUGCCGUUGUUCAGCGGCGGCGGAAGAAGGUUAAUCUUCGUGUCGUAGAUGAGGAGGAGGAGGAGGAGGAGGAAGGAGGGGAGAGAGCUGCGUCGCCGGGUGGGGAUGACGCUGAUGACCUUUUCGGAGAGGCUAGUGGCGAUGAGGCUGGGGAGAAAGCUGGGAGUGAGGAGGAGGGGGGAGAUCAGGAUAACGAUGUGGAGAUGAAGGAUCACGGGGACGAUGGUGAGGAUGAGGAUGAGGAGUAA
This is a messenger RNA of Paracoccidioides brasiliensis Pb18, 3744 nucleotides long. RefSeq lists its product as uncharacterized. Gene Ontology annotation, molecular function: RNA polymerase II complex binding. The transcript is spliced from 3 exons. Gene Ontology annotation, biological process: regulation of DNA-templated transcription. The record is from RefSeq and is a predicted model, not a curated record. The coding region runs from base 1 to 3744 and encodes 1247 amino acids. Gene Ontology annotation, cellular component: Cdc73/Paf1 complex.